UAGACAAAAUCAUGAUAUAGAUUUUAUCUACAUUGUGGACGAAAGUAUACAAAAGUUGAUGAUAAAAACAUAAAAAACAUAUUUUUAUAUUUUAUGUGAUUAUUGGUUAUCAAAAAUCGACUGUAGCAUGAUAAAAGCAUAGAUUAAAAUUUUUCAAAUUUUACAGUACCGUGGCAAAAGUAUUGAUACCGACAAUUCCUAUUACUUAAAUUUCAAUACCUACUACACAGCUUACCCGAUUCAAGUUUGUUAUGGCUUUAAUUUUUCGAAGAUUUUAUACAUCAGUUGUUGAAAAGACUGUUAUGAUUUCCAAAUCAACAGAUGUAUUUGAAAAUCUUGCCCUGGAACACUGGUUCUACCGACAUUCAGACUUUACUAAUAAAUCUAUGUUGCUAUUGUGGGUAAACAGUAAUUGUGUUGUGAUUGGUCGACAUCAGAAUCCUUGGUUAGAAGUAAAUUUUGAUUCAGCUAUUGAUGUACGGAUAGCAAGAAGGAAUAGUGGCGGUGGAACAGUAUUUCACGAUAAUGAAAAUCUCAAUAUGACAUUUUUCACAAGCAGGGAUAUUUAUAAUAGGAGAACAAAUUUAGAAUUAAUCGUCCAAACAUUAAAAAAUGAAUGGAAUGUUGUAACAGAAAUUAAUAAACGAGAAGAUAUUGUUAUAGAUAAUAAGUACAAAAUAUCUGGCACAGCUUCAAAGUUGGGAAGACCUAAUUCAUACCACCAUUGUACUUUAUUAGUUAAUUGCAAUCGAGAAUUAAUGUCAAAUCUAUUGAGAAAACGUGAAAAAAAUAUUGAAACCAAUGCCACAGUCAGUGUAUCAUCUGAUGUAUUGAAUUUGACACAAAUUAAUAACAAAGUGUGUAUCAAUAGAUUAAUGACUGCUGUUGGUUUACAAUACCUAAAAACAGUAGGCAAUAAAACUACAACAGAUCAAGGAUUUAAUUAUGUAACACCAAAUGAGCAAACAUUCCCUGGUUUCAACGAAAUAAAAAAUGAAAUGGAGAGCUGGGAAUGGAGAUAUGGACGAACGCCAAAGUUUAAUAUAACUGUUAAAUGUAAUGAACAAUCUGUUAUUUUAUCUGUAAAAAAUGGUAUUAUUGAAAAUGUUGCUACAACCUGUAAUGUAUGUUUAAGCAACUUAUUAAAUGAAAAAUUUAAUAUGAAUAUAGUGGAAGAGAUAAAAAAACGUUUAAAAACACUAAAUGUUUAAUGUUAUAGUAUAACAGUCUUGUUUUUUAUUUUUUAAUUACUGUAGUAUAAUAAAAUGUUG
This is a messenger RNA of Rhopalosiphum maidis (corn leaf aphid), 1271 nucleotides long. RefSeq names its product lipoyltransferase 1, mitochondrial (gene Lipt1). The coding region runs from base 252 to 1211 and encodes 319 amino acids. The transcript has 5 exons. Gene Ontology annotation, cellular component: cytoplasm; mitochondrion. Gene Ontology annotation, molecular function: lipoyltransferase activity. Lineage: Eukaryota; Metazoa; Arthropoda; Insecta; Hemiptera; Aphididae. The record is from RefSeq and is a predicted model, not a curated record. Gene Ontology annotation, biological process: protein lipoylation.